AUGGAUAAUGCCAUGAAGUCCCUCAGUCUCCUGUCCUCUGCUUUUCUCUCCAAGUGUGUGACAGCCAGUGUGUCAGCCAGUGCCUCCAUGACCCAGCAGCUCCUUGUCAGGUCUCGUCGGCCUAAGCCCUUCCGGGUCACCAGCGCUGACCGCAACGGAAAGGGAAUCAUGGCUAACGGGCUACGAGACCUACUCAACAAGGCAAGGAAAGAUGUGGCUAAAAUAACCUUUGACCUGUACAAGAACAACCCUCAGGAUUUCUUUGGCUGUCUGAAUGUGAAGGCCACCCUUUAUGGCAUCUAUUCUGUCUCCUACGACGUGCGCUGCUACGCUGCCAAGAAGAUGCUGAAAGUGAGUGAUCUGGAGGCUCUGAGAUGGACCCUGUUCUCCAUGCAGGCCACAGGCCACGUCCUCCUGGGCUGCUCCUGCUACAUCGAGCAGCUCCUGUACGAGGAUGACCGGGCAGACAGGGGUCUGCCACCACUGCCACAGGAAGGCAAGGUCAAACAACAACAGAGCAUCCUGAUGGGCUGGACUGCUGUGAUGGGCAAGACUGUUGUUUGA
Oncorhynchus tshawytscha (Chinook salmon) is the source of this 564-nucleotide messenger RNA. Its product is annotated as cell death activator CIDE-3-like. Gene Ontology annotation, biological process: regulation of apoptotic process; apoptotic process. The record is from RefSeq and is a predicted model, not a curated record. NCBI's taxonomy places the organism in Eukaryota, Metazoa, Chordata, Actinopteri, Salmoniformes, Salmonidae.